Molecule: messenger RNA, 843 nt
Organism: Closterium sp. Naga37s-1
Lineage: Eukaryota; Viridiplantae; Streptophyta; Zygnematophyceae; Desmidiales; Closteriaceae
Source: the annotation of a GenBank genome assembly
AUGGCUGCAGGGCAGCAGGGCGCACAGGGCAGCAGGACAGCAGGGCGCGUGGGGCGCGCAGGGCUGCAGGGCGCGCGGGGCGCACAGGGCAGCAGGGCAGCAGGGCGCACAGGGCUGCAGGGCAGCAGGGCGCACAGAGCUGCAGGGCAGCAGGGCGCGCGGGGCGCGCAGGGCUGCAGGGCGCGCGGGGCAGCAGGACAGCAGGGCGCGCGGGGCGCACAGGGCAGCAGGGCAGUAGGGCGCGCGGGGCGCAGUAGGGCUACAGAGCGCGCGGGGCGCACAGGGCAGCAGGGCGCACAGGGCUGCAGGGCAGCAGGGCGCGCAGGGCAGGAUGAAGGAGAAGGGGGGGGACGGGGGGGGUUGGUGCUGCAGAUCCCCUCCCCCCCACUGCUGCACCCGCAGCAGGGGGAGGUAGGAGAAGGGGGGGGCGGGGGGGGCUGGUGCUGCAGAUCCCCUCCCCCCCACUGCUGCUCCACAAUCCUUCACCCCCCAGGGAUGGAGGAGAAAGGGGGGGCGGGGGGGGCUGGUGCUGCAGAUCCCCUCCUGCCUCCCCCUGAACCUCCAAGCUCCUCCCCCCCUCCCAACACAAGGAGAAGGGGGGGGACGGGGGGGGUUGGUGCUGCAGAUCCCCUCCCCCCCACUACUGCACCCACAGCAGGGGGAGGUAGGAGAAGGGGGGGGCGGGGGGGGCUGGGCACCGGGGCCGCGGCUAGGGGCGACAGGUCGCGAGGGUCCAUAGCUAGGGGCGACGGGGCGACGGGUCGACUGGGCAGGUACGGGGCGGGGCGCUGGACACGGAACGGGGCCGGGCGCGGGCUAGGGACGGGGCCAGGCGCGGGCUAG